CCAAAGUAUUACUUUUGGCACAGCUGAAGCACGACGGCACCGAAUCUGGGACAGAAGCAGAAGACGAAAAAGCCGCACGUCUUGAAUAUCGGACAUUAUCAGCCGGAAAUCCUCAAAGCAUUGAUGGGGAACCAAAGCAGACUGUUUUAGGGCCUGCUGACUAUGAUGGCAGAUAUAACUCACUAUUGCAUAUUACACAACAGCAAUCUACCAGACACAACUCACGCCUACCUUGCAACAGCUAUUUUCAACCACAUCAACAACAACAACAACACAUUUGUCAGAGCAACAAUUACUACAGCAGCAAGAACAACAGCAACAACAACAACAACAACAGCAUCAGCUGCAGCGAUCAGAUUACACAACAACUAUGGAAAGAUCAUUAAUCAUAGAAGAAGAUGUAAAAAUGGAAGAGCUGCAGUUGUCUGAAGACGAGUGCCAAAAGGAGAAUCAACUAGAACAACUGCAGCCGCAAGAAAUAGAGGAACAGCAGGCCAUGCUGCAGCCACAUUCUCACGAUCAUAAUCAUCAUCAUUCUCAAGAAGAAGAGCAACAACAACAGCAACAAUAUCAGUGUGAUCCAAAACGUCUGGAUGUAUUAUCGUCGGAGAACAAAAUAGUAAUUCCAACUUCAUCCUCCUCACUGGAAUUAAUAGAAGUAGCGCCAGCUGUUUCACCUCAGCCAACAUUAAACCCACAGGCAGCCCUUCCUUCAACAAUACACCCAUUGUCUUUACACAAAGAUACACAGCUUUCCAUAUCACCGUCUUUGUCAUUGAAUUCCGAAGGAGGAGAACAAGAAAACACACACCAACAACAGCAUACACCAUCAACAGCACCACAGCAACGGAAGCAACUAGAAAAUAAUGAAGAAGGAACUGGGUCAGGAGCAGCUAAAAAAUUAGACCAGGAGUACAGUGUGUCCGAUAACGCUGUUGAAACGACUGAACCACCCUUAAAUCAAGUCACUAUGAGCACCUGUUUGAAUAACUCCGUCAACUCUGAAACUGCCAUGAACCUGUCCAAUUCGAUUUCUAUAUCUGCAGAUGUUUCUGACUCUAAUACUAAUAUUGCUGUCGCUGAAGACUUAAUUGGUCCAGAACCAAUCAGCAUUGACAGACCUAAUGAGCUCACAUCUUUGGCAGAGGAAGCUGAUGCAGCCAUGACAACGAGAAGCCCAGAUGACAUUAAUGGGGACCAGAGCCUACCUGUUCCUCUUGAAUCUCAAAGUCCUGUAUCGAUGGUGACUGCUACAUCACCGUCGGUCGUUGUUGACCAGCACAGCUCUGAGGAAGAGCUUGAAUGUAUAAACCAGGAGAACAGUCACCCGGAGAAGAGGAAGUGGUCACAGAGCAACAACAACAGCUGUUGUUUUACAGACAGUGCCGGAUCUUCUGAUGAGGAGGUGAAGGAGUUCAUGCUUGAUCCAAAACCGAUUCUAUUCAGCUCCGCUCCGCCCUCGGGGAUCCAGAAGGUAAUGAGAUCAUCGUCAGCCAAUUUUCUGGUACCGAAUGGACCACCCCUUAGUAUUUGUGCUAUUUCACCAAGAAAAAGGCAUCGUUUAAAUUCGUCCUCUGAUUCUCUUGAUUUGGAGAACAUUUCUGUAAUUCAGAGACCAUGUCUUGACUUUGAGAAAAUGCAGAAAACAUUGAUGCGAAAGCAUACAUCACAUAGUGUCAGCCGUGCAAAGAUUGUGAAAAUCAAGACAAUCAGUGGUAAUGGCACCAGUUCCAAAUGUUGGUUUGACCCCGCUGUGUGUUCGUUCCGAUCAAUCAGCACGGCAUACAGUCCUUUGCCCCCAGUAGAAGAACCAUCUUGUGCUUACUGAAGAACACCAGAUGGAUUAUCUUGUAACUUGCUGCUGCUGCUGCCACUGCUGCUGCUGCCACUGAUGCUUUACUGACUGAGAGUGUUUCAAACCAAGGAUCAAGGCUGAAGGGAUCAUUGAUCAUUGUGACCAGUUUUUAUGUAAAGGGGGUGGGAAGGGGAAGAAGUGUAUGUGCGGGGGGUGGGGGUGUUUUGGAGGGUUUGGUUUGGGGUGAUGAUUGGAAAGGCGAUAAUGAGGAUGAAUAUGAGGAAGGAGGUGAUGGAGGAGAGGGUAGUGUAAUUUAUGUCUUCAAAGGUGAAGGUGUAGCUACCCUCCUCUUAUGUCAAAGGUGUAUACUCCUGAGAAGAAAUGAGAAAAGAAAGGAAGGAGGAAAGAAUGAAAAGAAAAUACCUCUGCAAGUUACUACUGCUACUACUAAUACUUAUUGCCUGUAGUAGUAAUCUUAUCAUUAUUAUUAUUGUUAGUAGUAGUAACUAUUAUUUGCUGACUUUGACCUAAAUUCAAGAACAAUAAUUGAGACAAAGGACUUAAAGAUAAGUGUAUAUAAACACACACAUAUAUAUAUAUAUAUAUAUAUAUAUAAUAUAUAUAUAUAUAUAUAUAUAUAUAUAUAUAUAUAUAUAAACAUAUAUAUAUAUAUAUAUAUAUCAUAAUUAUAAUAUAAAUAUAUGUGUAUGUGUUUCCAAAUGAGGGAAAUGACAUGUCCAAUACAAACUGAUUGAUCAGAAUAUAUAUACAUAUACAUGCAUAUUACACACACACACUAACACAUUUACACAUACUCAAAUAUGUAUGCACAUAUACAUAUGCAUAUAUAUAUAUAUAUAUAUAUAUAUAUAUAUAAAUAUUGUAUGAAUGUGCUAUCAAGAGCCAUAACGCCCACCCACUUACCUACACUAUACAAAAAGAAAAAAAUUGAAGAAAACUUUAAAAUUUAGGCUGUGUAAAAAGUAUGAGGGGGAAAAGAAAGAGAGAGAAAAGAAGGAGAAGGAAACAGAUGGAGAGUACAGUGAGAAGUGGGGAGAGGAGAAGGAAAGAAAAAAAGUUUUAAAUUAAACAAGGGGGACAAAUCAAAUAUAAAGUGAUAUCUUUGUGAAACCUGGCUAUUUAGCUCUCUUUCAUUCGACUUCUAUGCGUACAUAUAUAAUUAAAUAUGUGGAGAAGUAUGUAUGUAUAUAUAUAUAUAUAUAUAUAUAUAUAUAUAUAUAUAUAUAUGUAUAUGUAUGUAUGCAUGUAUGUAUGUGUGUAUAUAUUUAUGUUUGUCAUAUCUAAAGGUAAACAGGAUAGAAUACCGUAAUCAAGGACCAUUUCAUUCAGUUGGCCUUUUUUGGUCAACUCCACUCAUAAACUGAA
Octopus sinensis (East Asian common octopus) is the source of this 3181-nucleotide messenger RNA. Its product is annotated as homeobox protein 13. Lineage: Eukaryota; Metazoa; Mollusca; Cephalopoda; Octopoda; Octopodidae. The transcript is spliced from 5 exons. The record is from RefSeq and is a predicted model, not a curated record. The coding region runs from base 371 to 1828 and encodes 485 amino acids.